AAAACUGCGAGCAGUGAUGUUGAACUGCGCUCUGAGCAUAACUGGUGAAUCUGCGCAGCACUGAAAAUUAGCAGCAGACGGACAUGGAUGAUUUGCACAGUAGUCAUAGCUGGUGAAUCUGCGCACUGCACACGGUGAAACUUAGCAGCACACAUGGGGAAACUGUACAUUGGGCAUACCAAGAGAAACUGCAGCGAGGGCAUACCUAGUGAAACCGUGCUGAUGACAUGCAGAAACUGCGCAGUGGUGGAGCAGUGUUAAAACUACGGGGGCAGAUUACAGGAAAUAGCACAGUUGGCUUGUACAGAUCAGCGCACCGCAUGAGGCUGCGCUCUGAAGCAUUCGCUUUCUGGGGAGAUGGCGCAGUGAGGCUGUAUCUACCUUGGUGAAACAAUAGGUUAACUGGUGAAACAGGUUAAUAGGUCGUUAACCGGUGAAACAGUUUGAUAGGUCGUUAACUGGUGAAACAGCGUUUUGGAUUUCCUUGAAGUGUCAGUUUGCUUACCAAGUGAGAUCAAUAUGACCAGUAUGGGUGUAGCGUUUAUUUUUAAUAUAACCGUCCAGCGAAACCGUGCAUUUAAUGCACACUGGUCUUUGAAUAACCUUAAAGGUGGUCUGUGAUGCAGGAAUCACAGGGCGGUAGUCUUUAAUUUUUUUUUUUUUUUUUUUUUUUUUUUUGCUCUAACGCUUCCAGGUGGUGAGUAAUGAUACUGCGCAGGACAAUUCCUGAAUUUUUGAAACCGCGCAGUCUGGUGUAAUCUUAAUAUGAAGACGUUUAUUUAGGCGGUGUCAGUUUUUCUGCUCCUGAAACAUUGAGUUGACCAUUUCGAUGAAAGGCGCGCAGUGUAGGACUUAAUGUUUGAAACUGCGCAGUAAAUAUUCAGAUGAAGCUGCACGGUUUUAUUAACAAAAUUAUAAUUUGUAGCUGACCAGAGAUAAUUGUGCAGUUAAGCUGUUUUCAAAAGCAUGAUAUUUUGUGAAACUGCGCAGCUCAUAGGAUGAAGCUUGUAUAGACCUUAAAAUUGCGCGGCGAUGUUGAAAUUUAUUAACAACGGUUAAGUUGUGUGUGUCUAACUGAAAGACGGUGUGUGUUAAGGCAGCGCAGGUGUGUUAGUGUGUUGAAACGGCGUAGUAACGAAAGGGGCGUGCACAUUACUUUUAUUAUAAGUACAGUGUGAUAAUGGGUUUACACGUAUCAAACAUGAACCUGCACGAGGGAAGUUUUUGUUAAGGAUGCGCAAUGUUCGCAGUGGUCGUGUGUAUUAGUUUGCUGGUGUUUUUAAAUUGCGCGAAACUGCGCCAGAUGGAACUCAUUGCGUAUGCGCUGUAGUGGUGGAGAGGUACUGUGAGUAUAACACAGGAUUGUGGUUCCUCUUUGGGGCUGUGGUAGUCUUGGUUGCAAGUUCGGAGAGGGGAAACUGCGCGCUGGAGGAGUGUGUUAGUGCUGCGCCGUGGUGGUGCGCAAUAGUGGUGAUGGGGUGGGCGCGGGCGGUGGUGGCGGUGGUGAUGAGUAUUAUCUCGCUGGCGGUGCUAAGCCUCCAUGUUGCUCUCUGCGUUCACUACCCGUCACCACUCUUCGCUGUAACUCUUCUACUCAACCCUUCCCUAUGGAUGUUCUUGGGUGCGGCUGGGAUGGGGUGUGCUUUGGCUCUUACGUAUAGGGAGCGGCAGAGGAAGGUCCGUGCCGCCCUCUGUACCACCUGCCACGCCCGCUACGGUGCCACCCUUGACUCCAAAUGCCGUGGAUCUGAGAGCCAGUGGCGGGAUGGACACGGUCAGCGAGGUCCCUCCAGAGCUAUCUACUCCUACAACGGUAAUUCACACAAGUUUUACGCCUCGUACGGAACUAUUAACGAGAAGCAGAACGUAAACAUGAAGAGUCCCCCUCUCCUGGAUGCGACAUCAGGCAGGAACACAACUAAGCAGAGUGCAAGUAGUCCACUGAAUAUCAAGUCUCCGAUAAGUUUUGAACCACCAGACACCAAGUCGAAUGACAGGAUUGCUCUAAGUGUAGUAGAAGAUAAAGACUCUGAAGACAUGUUUGAACUACAAAAAAGACUGGAACUCAAGACAAAUGGUGAGGUUAAAUUGGCCAGUGAAGAAAAGGCGUCUCUGCCACAGGACGGAAACGGGCCAGAAACUAGAACUGAAAUUCCACGCAGCGGUGAUAUCGAGCAGCAGCCAAGUGAAAACCCCUCCCUCCUGUCCUUAACAGAAGCUACCUUGAUGCCAGCGGUCAACGGUGAUGCAAGCGUGGAUAGUCAGGGUGCUGGUGAUAGUGACUCUAGGACUUCAUCCACAUCACUGGAAGAGCGUCUCCCGUGUGACUGUCUGGCCAGGUAUGCAGUUAUGAACUAUAGAAGCAGGCAACAAUACUACCGGGCCGCUGCUUAUGGUUCUAAUUACCGUCGCCACUACACUCAUCAAGAGAUUCGCGCUAUCGGAAAAUAUCAUAAGAAAUUGUUAAUGCAUUGUAAGCUGAGAGAUCCAAAUGAUGUUCCUGUCGAAUUGUUUGCUGCGAGGCACAGUUCUGUUGAGAACUGUCCAAGAGAGAAAAAUGUCAGUUCUAAGAGAGCCAUGGCUGGUGGGUGUAGCGAUGGCGCUCCUACGUCUCGCAAGCCUUCAGAUACCCAUGAGACAAAUAGUUACAGAUCACCUCAAAUUGGUGACAGACACGCUAAAACUGGCAUUGAAGCAGAUCAGGCAAGGCUGAAGAGCAACCUUUCUACAAGCGCGCGCACACGACCAGAAACAAUAGCCAGUAGUGAGCCCGUCUCUCCAGAAAACAGAUUUUUCACCCUGGGAAAAGUGAAAGGCAAAGAUUUUUAUUACCCUCCUACCACACAACUCCUGCCUGUGAAACACUCUCCUCCGUCCCCCAUACAAACGCCCACGAUAGGGCAGUGGUCCACUGCCUCGCCUCCAUCCGUUACCUCCGAAAGUUUACAUCAAAACCCAACCCAAGACCAAAGUAACCACGACUCCAUACAAAGUCCCAUCCAUGAAGUUAGCCAGAACCAAGAGCCCCAGUGUCAGGAUUUAGACGUUGCUUCAGUGUCCUCUGAAAGCGGUCUCCUACCAGCCAGCAACAAGGCAUCUUUGGUAGGCCGGGACUUCCUAAAGUCCCCAUUGUGGCGCUCUUUUCGGGGGUCAAAGAAGGAGCCCAAGACAUCCGUUGGUGUUGACGUUGAGGAACACAGCCAGAGCAGCCAUCAUGACGACGACUCUGACUCUGCACAACCUGAGAGCAUUGGAAGUCAGCAUCGGUCGGGUCAGCACCGUCUUAGGUCGCUCUUAUCAAGCAGCAGGAGAGUUCUCACAAAACCUAAGCGAAUGCGUUUCUCUGGAUCCUCAGAACGAAGAACACCCUGGAGGAUGUCUCAAGCAUCUCCAUCCUCCACGUCUAGAGACAAUCCAGAUUCAGUGACUUCACCCAAAGAGAGAAGAUCCCUAUCAUUAACCUCAAACAUGAGGAAAUCAGCAAAGUUUAUGGCAACAAGUAAGAAAGGGAGCACAUCAGCAUCACCUCUACCUUCAUCACCAGCCAGGGCUGUGAAGUCACUAGUGAUGAGAAACAUACAUAGAACUACUGGAAAGUCAAGCAGGAGCAGUGGAUUUGCUUUAACACCAGAAACUACUGCCUCUUUUGCUGUUUGUCCCAGUGAUACAGCUGACUCGAGGGAACCUCAAGCUGUCUCCCCACCACCAUAUUCAGCCUCCCCAGCAUCAACUUCUAGUUCCCCCUGCCAAUCAGUGAGGCCCAAAGAACGUAAAAAACAAAAGACACGCCUCAAGAGUAAACAUCAUACAGGGAGCACAGAUUCAGUUAUGUUGUUGAGUGAUGACACAACAGAAUAAUGGUUGUAGAGCUAUACACAGUAUUAUCGUGUUUGGUGCUGGUGUUAGUCACAAGCAGACUAAGAAACUGCUUAGGGUCUUAAGCAGCUCAAGGGAAGCCACUUUUCGCAUUUUUAUUACCGAGUACCUAUAUUUUGAGCAUUUGAGCAUUUUUAAAGCUUAAGUACAGGAAUAUACUUAAAAAAUAAUUAGAAAAUUCAACUUGUAUUGAAAAUGGGCUAUCUUAAUAAUUUAAAUGUAUGUUGUACUCAAAGAAAAACUCAAAAAUUGUUUCUGCUUAAGGUCCCUUUCCUUCAGUGGGCUAGUAUCGCAUCUGGCUUGGCUCACUUAUGCAUGUCAUAACAUCAAAAAAAAUUAGGUGAGGUACUUCAGUACAGCCUCUCCUCACUUAGUGACGUACUCGUUUACCAACACCUCGGACUUAACGACUGGCUCUCUGACCAGUAUUCAUACCUAAGUGUAUAUUAAGAGCUGAUUUCCUCUAUUCUUUUUAUUUCAGUAUACAGUACACUACUGUAUAAACAUUUAAAAAUAUACCAGAAAUGUUAUAAAUGGUGCAGAGGUGACAUUAAAACAAUAUCGAAGAUGGUUGACACAAACUCGCUACCAUUAUAGUAUGCUCCUCACUUAGCGAAUUCGUUUAACGAUGUGGUCUUAGAAACAGAGCUCCGUCGUUAAGUGAGGAGAGGCUCUACUGUAUUUUGCAAAGUGAUAAAACUUGUGUUGUUGAAAUAUGAUGCAAAGGGUUUUUCUUUAGGGUUUUAUUAUUGAUGGUAGACUUCCAGUAAUAAUCCAACUAAUUACACGCAUUUUUAUAUUAAAAAGAAGCUCUAAAUCCACGUGGGUCAUGCUGCAUUGCUGUAAUGAAAAUGAAGUUCUUUUUUAAUACUGACAUUAACAUGGAAUAGGUUCUUGCAAGACAAAAAUUUAGGAAUAAUACAAACUGUACAGUAUAUACAUCUUGUAUUGUUAUGAGGAAUAAGUAGUUUACACCUGUCCUCCAACCCUCAAGUUAUUUUUCUCAGUGGGUUGCAUUGUGAGACACAUGGGUUUGGUGUUUUUUUGUAAUAAUAAUUUUCUAUAUGGGUAUGUGUACUUCAUUACAUAGUAAUUUACAGUGGUCUCUCAAGUUAUGAUAUUAAUCCAUUCCAGAUGUAUCAUAUCUCCAAAAUAUCGUAACUCAAACCCCAAAGUACAUGGUAUUAUGGCAGUUCAUUCCAAGAUGCCAGAAUAUACCCAACCUUCCCUUGAAUUAUUUUUGUUUAAGCACUGGGGGUUUUCUGAGAGAUAAGUAUAGGCUGCAGUUUGAAAUAUCCAGAGGCACUGGCAUCCAGCAGCAGAGUAAACCUGUCUUUCAUAGGCUUUUGCCCAGGUGAAGUGACAGGGCAGGGCAGGGCAGGGCAGGGCAGGGCAGGGCAG
This is a messenger RNA of Cherax quadricarinatus, 5277 nucleotides long. The record is from RefSeq and is a predicted model, not a curated record. NCBI's taxonomy places the organism in Eukaryota, Metazoa, Arthropoda, Malacostraca, Decapoda, Parastacidae.